Alternaria ethzedia is the source of this 966-nucleotide messenger RNA. RefSeq lists its product as uncharacterized. The coding region runs from base 1 to 966 and encodes 321 amino acids. Lineage: Eukaryota; Fungi; Ascomycota; Dothideomycetes; Pleosporales; Pleosporaceae. The transcript has a single exon. The record is from RefSeq and is a predicted model, not a curated record.
AUGGGCCCCUCUCAGCUGUGGGUCACCCCCGUUACCAACAGCUUCUUCCCUACGAACGAGCUUCCAACUUGGAAUGCCGAUCUUUCGACACUGCAGUCCGAGAAGGAAAUCCUGGAGGAUGGACUCGCCAACUGUGUUACCUAUCUGCAGGUUCUACGUAAGAAGCAAGCUCGAACAGAACGCCGGCUGGUCACAGAUCCCUCACUACCACGCAAGAAGAAGAAACGGUUCCAGCAGGUCAAACGUGAAUUAGAGAAAGAAAUAAAGCAUCGAGAGCAGGAUGAACAGGCUUUUCUCAACAACCUCCAGGCUUGCAAAGCAAACAUUUACAUCGCCGAGACCGUCUCUCUGCCAUCUACAGCCAUAUCCUCAACGCUACCAGACUUUGGCUCGAUCUCGACAGGAUGCUCGUACCCAAGAGACUUGGAAUCGGCGCCUACAGAAACGAGUUGGAACGGUUGGACGGAUGAGUCGAUCCUCUCGCCAUUUCAGAGAGAAAGCAUCAGCCCCUUUUUCACCUUCGAUGUCGCUCCGGACGAGCAUCUCGAAGCCAGAAGUACCGACGGAACGAUAUCGGAUGACUACAAACAACCACUCGAUGCCCAGCAUACCCGAAAGAUCAACCCUAUCCAAUCUGCAUCGUCCAACACGCAGACCCAUCUUCUGCUGAGCCCCGAGGCUCCGACAUUCCACCCUCAGUCCACGUAUACGAACCAGAAAGGGAUUGUAGCUACACGACUAGCCGAAAUCAACCUUCCUUCCGCAAUGGCAGUAACAACGUCAAGUAUAGUGGUGUUGGAGCUUCUGGACAGAUGCCUUGUCAGUUAUGCGGGCAUGGGCCAAGCACGACGGCAGGGUUCACUUGGGAACAUAGAAGAUCACUUAGGUAGCCUGCGUUUAGCCAAGCCCAGCUCGGACGCAACUGUCACGGGUGGCAAGCUCAAGUACAGAAGAGGCUCCCUAUGA